Messenger RNA from Musca vetustissima, 378 nucleotides. RefSeq names its product UPF0389 protein CG9231. The transcript is spliced from 2 exons. The record is from RefSeq and is a predicted model, not a curated record. NCBI's taxonomy places the organism in Eukaryota, Metazoa, Arthropoda, Insecta, Diptera, Muscidae. Bases 1 to 378 code for a protein of 125 amino acids.
AUGUUUCGUCAAACUUUAAAUGCAACACGCGGUUUGAUACGUGGCCGUGCUUUCAACACCUCACCCCAGCUGAAACAGGGCAUCAAUAAUCAUGAACCCAAUGGUUUGGAAAAACGUUUCUUAGUGUGGACCGGUAAAUAUAAGAGUGUCGAAGAGGUGCCUAAUUUUGUGAGUCGCGAUGUCAUGGAACGUUGCCGCAACACCAUACGCAUUCGUUUGGCCAAUAUUAUGAUGGCUCUCACUGUGGUCGGUUGUGGCAUAAUGGUCUACAGUGGCAAGGAAGCAGCUAAACGCGGUGAAUCCGUAACGAAACAAAAUCUCGAUUGGCACAAACAAUAUAAUGAGAAAUAUUCCAAGGAAGGCGCUGCCAAGGAAUAA